AUGGCCUCGGCACCGGGCGCGUCCGCGCAUGCCAUCGAUCAUGACCCUGAAUUUCAGUCCGGUAUCCAGGUGAUCCUCGAACAACUUCGAGCACAAGGAGCCUCUGAUGAAGAAAUAGAGCGCACCAUGGAGCAAGCGAAACAAUUUUAUCUUCAGCAAAAGGAUGCGAGGGCAUCGGAAAUGAAGCAGACAUCGGAGAGCGAGCAAUACCCUCCGUCCUUCCAUGCGAUUGUGGAGCUCAUUGCGACGGGGCAGGAAUCCCAGAUCCCAGGCAUUCGCGAUAUCCCCCUCAAAAUCAACCCAGCGCCGCCAAGUGAGUCCAAGAUGGAGUGUCCCAAAAAGCCAUGGGAGUCGUGCUGA
This is a messenger RNA of Malassezia restricta, 360 nucleotides long. RefSeq lists its product as uncharacterized. NCBI's taxonomy places the organism in Eukaryota, Fungi, Basidiomycota, Malasseziomycetes, Malasseziales, Malasseziaceae. The transcript is spliced from 3 exons. The record is from RefSeq and is a predicted model, not a curated record. Bases 1 to 360 code for a protein of 119 amino acids.